AUGCCUGCCAUUCCCAUCUUCAAGGACACUCCGAUCAACGCCUCCAAGGCAUCGGGAGCCACUCCGCAGACCGAGGAACCACAAGCCAAGGACUAUUCCCAUAACGUCGCCGAGUUAUCGCAAAGUCAAGUCGGCGCACCCGCACCAUCAUCCACCCGCCAGCAGCCAUACCCGCCGGCACAGCCUGGCGCCGCCCCGUCUCUCCCUGUCCAGACAGCUUCCGCACAAGCAUAUCCUGCUCCGCGCCCAACUCCAACUCAGAAGACGAAUGAUGUCAGUCCUCCGCCGCCCCAGCCAGGUGCUGCCCCCGUGCCGGUAGCGGGCACGUCGACUCUGCCUCCUCCGCCGAAGGCAGGCCAGACCUACCAGCCUCCAGCCCCAACACCCGCCACUGCCACCGUUUCUUACCCUCCACAAAUGGGUAUCCCUCCUCCAACCAUGUCACACGCGGUGUUGCGAGGAUCUUCCACGUCUACUACUAAUGGACCUCAGAUGACUGGGCCGCGACCUGUCCCACUGGGAGGCGAUCCUCCACUCAGCCUUGAACACCCUCCAGGAUACCAGCAAGACGUUAUAGCCAUCAAAGAGCUGCUCACCAAGCUGCGGUAA
Messenger RNA from Colletotrichum fioriniae, 609 nucleotides. NCBI's taxonomy places the organism in Eukaryota, Fungi, Ascomycota, Sordariomycetes, Glomerellales, Glomerellaceae. The record is from RefSeq and is a predicted model, not a curated record.